Lepisosteus oculatus (spotted gar) is the source of this 2907-nucleotide messenger RNA. RefSeq names its product keratocan (gene kera). The record is from RefSeq and is a predicted model, not a curated record. Lineage: Eukaryota; Metazoa; Chordata; Actinopteri; Semionotiformes; Lepisosteidae. Gene Ontology annotation, molecular function: protein binding.
CCUGUCAGAGCAUUUUUCUAAUGUCUCUGGACAGAUACUGACUGAUAGAUGUGCCCUACAGCAGCUGUUCUGUAUUUCGAGUAAAGAGUGAAAAGCCGACUGGCGCUGAGGUAUUGCGGUAUUUGAAGAUGCUUUGAGGGUUAAACAGUUUCUCGCCACCUGUGAAUAUAUAUUGGGGGCUGCAUUUAUACAGCCCAAGCAUGCAGUCUUAAGUCAAAAAAUCCAUUGGCUAAUAAUCAGUGGUGAACAUCAACUCAAGGAAUUAUAUACCCAGCAUAAGUCAAUGUCAAAGGUAUAACCUUAGGCAAUAAUGCUUACAACAAUACCAUUAUAAUAAGGUUGGCUACAAAUGCAUGGACACCACAGUGUGUGCUUAAUGUUUGACGAGACACUGUCCUACUGAAGAUCAGCACAACCAAAAAGAAGCCGGGAUUUGCACUUCUUUGCAUGUCUCAUCAACCCAGGGAAGUCAAAGCUUCAUGUUUUGGAAAACCAGGCUGAAUACUAAUAUGAAGAUGUUAAUUGGGUUUACUGUUUUGCUACUUGCUAGCGCUGCCUGGUCUCAAGAAAUGCCUUAUGCUGAAUACCUAGAACAAAUUCAGGCAUGCCCAAAGGAAUGCCGCUGCCUUCCAAGCUUUCCCAAUGCUGUAUAUUGUGAUAGCAAGGGGUUGAAGCAGAUACCCACCAUCCCCCCAUACACCUGGUACUUGUACCUCCAGAACAACUUAAUCGAUGCAAUUUCAGAAAAAUCCUUCAAGAAUGCAACACAACUCAGAUGGGUGAACCUCAACAGAAACAAGAUCACCAACAAGGGUAUUGACAAGAAUGUAUUCAAGGCAAUGACACAACUGCUGUACCUGUAUAUUGAAGACAAUCUGCUAGAUGAAGUGCCCUCUCCUCUUCCAACAAGCUUAGAACAGCUCCGUCUGUCAAGGAACAAGAUCUCCAAGAUCCCUGCUGGGGUCUUCAACAGUAUGGAAAAUCUUGCAAUGCUGGACCUUCAAAACAACAAACUGGAGGAUGCAGCCAUCAAAGAAAAUACCUUCAAAGGCUUGAAGAACCUUAUUCAGAUUAAUCUAUCCAAAAACAAACUGAAAAUAAUGCCUCCUGGCUUACCAGCAACCAUCAUGCAGUUGUUCCUAGACAGCAACUCCAUUGACAAGAUCCCUGACAACUAUUUCAAAGAAACACCCAAGGUCUCCUUUCUGAGGCUUAAUUACAACAAGCUUGCCGAUGGUGGCCUACCAAAGAAUAUUUUCAACAUAUCCACCAUCCUAGAUUUGCAGUUAUCUCACAACCAGCUCAACCACGUGCCUCAUUUUCACCCUAGCUUGGAGCACCUGCACCUUGACCACAAUAAAAUCACGAGAGUGAAUGGAAGUGACAUCUGCCCCAUGCCUGUUGGAGCCACCGAUGACUACCACGAUGAAAAAACUCCACGCCUGCGCUACCUUCGCCUUGACGGCAAUGAGAUAAACCCCCCCAUUCCGAUGGACCUUAUGAUGUGCUUCAGACUUCUGAGGGCUGUUGUUAUUUAAGUUGGGUAUAGAGUUCAAUUUAAUACAUCCUUUCCUAUGUCCAAUAUGCGAAACAAUUCACUAUACUAACCAUGAAUAAGUCAGUGAAAUAAUCUGUAGAUACAAAAUGAUGUCAGCAGUGUAUUAUGAAAUUGCCUCCAGCAGAUGAAACUAAUUAAAUAUGAUUUCAGGAAAUAAAGAUAAAAAGCCAAGCCAAAACAAUAAUGUUAACAAAGAAUACAAUUAUUUGUUUUUUAAAUAUAUUUUGUAAAUAUCAAAUUUUGAAAAUAUUUUUCACAAUUUCUGUACCAUUCAGCCUAUAUACCUAUGUACACAACUACAUUAGUAUUAAAAUAAUGCACAAUACCAACAGUAAAAAUUGAACAAGCUCUGUAUAUUUGAACAGGUUUUCUGUACUUUAAAAGUAGGUUUUGCGGGACUAUAAUAUACAGUAACUGUUUUAUUGCUGUUGAUUGUUUGAUUCUACCAAGUGUAAUAAUAUCAUUCUAUUUACCUGAACAUCCAUCCUACAAUGGAACAACAAAACAGGAAACUAAAAUAAGAAUUGUGUAUAAUCUGGGUUAUAGCUGGCCUUUAAAACAUAAAAUGUUUUCAUUUAAUGUACCUAGCUUUUGUCUUAGAACAUAGGAAUAAUGUAGUCAACAUGUAUUAUACAAUCAAGUAUUCCAUUCUAUUUAGCCUCACACUUAUUGAGUAAAUCUUAACCCAUCUCAUUUGCCAGUCGGACUGAGACCUCCUCUUUUAGUGUUGUCACUUAGGUUCGAUCUGAUUCAUCUGACAGUUGAACUUCGUUGUUCACCCUGUUCUCCAAAUGACUUGGACUGGCCCAUACUGAGUACAAAGAAAAAUGCCAGUAAGAGCAGGUCUCAAAAAAUGGCAAUAUGGAAAACAGAAUAAACUUGUCAUCGAUUGCUGUCGUGUAUAGUACUGUAGCUGUAGCAUGUUUAAAUGAAAAAAGCCAAUGCUUAAAUUUAUUCUUUUUGUAGUUACCUUGUCAAUAAUGAUUUGAAUUUUCAGUGCACAUUGAAAGAGAAUACAACAAUAGUUAAAAAUAGUACAAUAACAACAUUGUAUUAAAAUAUUUUAAAUUUAACUUAAUACAUAGUCUCUAAACAAAAAAAUAUUCUGUAACAAAAAAUGGUGAUUCAGUAUAGAGUUUUUUUUCACUGUGGCUUAGGCACAUUACACUGCUUUAAUUAUACUAGAUACAACUAUUUAUUAAAACAUUUACUGAAAUUAAUAAAUGGUUGACAAAAUGUUGUUAUUUUGUUACCUUGAAUAUGUGUGUGUUCUAAGAGUGAAACAAGGUUUGAGUCUUUCAGAGAUAUGAUAAUGUGAUCUGUUCAUUUUAAUGUUAAUAAACAUUUAU